Ochotona curzoniae (black-lipped pika) is the source of this 3546-nucleotide messenger RNA. Its product is annotated as puratrophin-1-like. The record is from RefSeq and is a predicted model, not a curated record. Gene Ontology annotation, molecular function: guanyl-nucleotide exchange factor activity. Bases 1 to 3546 code for a protein of 1181 amino acids. The transcript is spliced from 20 exons. Lineage: Eukaryota; Metazoa; Chordata; Mammalia; Lagomorpha; Ochotonidae.
AUGGAGGGGUCGGUGCAGGAUGGAAGUGAGUCCCCAGAUGCCCAGGGUCAUGCCACUGACUGGAGGUUUGCUGUGUGCAGUUUUGGGGAAGCCUGGGAGGAGGAGGAACCACCUGCUCUCCAGAUGCAGGUUCCAGACCCCAUUCCUCCAAGAACCAUGGUGGAGGCGGCCCUGGACUCAGGGCUUCAGUUACCCCCAGAACAAACAGUGUCUGCUUCAGGCCACUCAGAAGAGCCGGCUCCCUCGGGCGUGGAGAGCCUGUUACUCCCCAUGUCAUCCAUGCUCAGCCUGGCACAGGGUGAGGGUGCCAGCCCCGAGAGUGGCUGGACAGGGAACUCAGGCCAGGUCAGGGUAGUGCCAGCUGGCCUGGGCCCUGGGGUAUUGGACGGUGCUUCUGUGGACCUUGGCGACCCUUCGGUAGAGACCUCACCAAAGCUGCUGGAGGCAGAUUCCAGUGACUCCGGUCCUGCUAAGCUUCCUGAUGGCCUCCUGGCCCAAGACCUGACCCAGGAGCUGUUGGCCAGUGGCAUGGCAGCCUUGCCAGGGACCCGGGAUGUAGAAGGCCGAGCUGUGCUGCUUCUCAGUGCCCACACCCCCACCUGGAGUCACCCCCAGUGCAGCAGCCACGAACUCACCCGCCUCCUGCUCUACUUGCAGAGCAUCCCUAGACCCCAUGUGCAGGCCUUGGGUCUGACGGUGCUAAUCGAUGCUCGGAUGUGUUCCCCAAGUUCUUCCCUCUUCUGGGGACUCAGCCAGCUACAGGAUACAAUCCCAGGGUCCGUGUAUCGUGUACUGCUAGUAGGAAAGAUGCCAGAGGAGGCGCCAUCAGAGCUGCGGCUGGUGCAGGUGCCCUCCCGCCAGAGCCUGCUGACGCACUUCCCCUCUGCAGGGCUUCCCAUUGCAAUGGGAGGGUGCCUGCCGUAUUCCCACCAGGCCUGGGUGGAUUUCCGGAUGCGCCUGGAAGCCCUAGUGCAGAGCUGCCAGGGGGUAUGUGCCACACUGCAGAGAGCCAUCGAGAGCGUGAAGGCUGUGCCCCAGCCUGUGGAGUCUGGGGAAGCUGAUGGCCUGCUGCAGCAAAUGAGGGUCUUGAUGCAGCAGGUGCUAGACUCACCACAGCUGGCCUGGCUGCAAUGCCAGGGGGCUGUGGAGCUGGCAUGGCUGAAGCACGAGGGCCCAGGCGUGACCCUGAGCCCAGACUACAGGCCAGCUAUGGACAAGGCUGAGGAGCUCUAUGGCUGUGUGGACAGACUGCUGCACCAGCUGACCCUUCAGAGCAACCAGCGAAUACAGACCCUGGAGUUGAUACAGACAUUGGAGGCCCAGGAGGGCAGGCUGCACCAGAUUGAAGUAUGGCUACAGCAAGUGGGCUGGCCAGCCCUGGAGGAGCCCAGGGAGCCCUCACUGGACAUGCUGCUGCAGGCCCAAGGCCCUUUUCAGGAGCUGGACCAAGUGGCUCAAGAGCAGGUCAGGCAAGGGGAGAAGUUCUUGCAGCUGCUGGCUGGCUGUGAGGCGGGCAACCUGGGUCCUCUAGGGGCACGCUUUCUGGCCCUGCGGGCCCAGCUGAGUGAAUUCUCACAGGCUCUGGCCCAGCGGCGCCAGCGGCUGGCAGAUGCCGAGAGGCUGUUUCAGUUCCUCAAGCAGGCCUCGACGUGGGCUGAGGAGGGACAGCAGGUGCUGGCUGAGCUGGAGCAGGAGCACCCAGGGGUCGUGUUACAGCGGCUGCAACAGCACUGGACCAAGCACCCUGACUUGCCUCCUGCCCACUUCCGAAAGAUGUGGGCCCUGGCCACAGGGCUGGGUUCAGAGGGCAUUCGCCAGGAGUGCCGUGGGGCCUGGACACGCUGCCAGGACACAUGGCUGGGCCUGGACCAGAAGCUAGAGGCUGCGCUGAAGUCAGCACCCAUGGACAGCACAGCUAGCUUGGGUGCCAGCCGGCUCUCCACUGUACCUGCCGUCCCUCCCCUGAGGAAAGCCUACAGCUUUGACCAGAAUUUGGGGAAACGGUUCAGUGAGCCUGGCCACUACUGCCCCCGUGUGGCCAUUGUCCCUGCCUGCCGGAGGACAGAGGCUGAAGGAGGUGGCCAGCCCAAGUCAUCCACAUUGCCUCUACCAGGCCCUGGCUGUGACCACCCCAGGAACCCUAACAGGCUACAGAUGGUGCUGGCAGAGAUGGUGGCCACGGAGCAGGAGUAUGUCCGGGCUCUUGACUACACCAUGGAGAACUACUUCCCGGAGUUGGACCGCCCUGAUGUGCCCCAGGGCCUGCGUGGUCAGCGUGCCCACCUCUUUGGCAACUUGGAGAAGCUUCGGGACUUCCACUGCCAUUUCUUCCUGCGCGAGCUAGAAGCAUGCACACGGCACCCACCCCGCGUGGCCUACGCCUUCCUGCGCCACAGGGUGCAGUUUGGGAUGUAUGCACUCUACAGCAAGAAUAAACCUCGCUCAGACGCCCUGAUGACCAGCUAUGGCCAUGCCUUCUUCAAGGACAAGCAGCAAGCACUGGGGGACCACCUGGACUUGGCCUCCUAUCUACUGAAGCCCAUCCAGCGCAUGACCAAGUACGCGCUGCUGCUGCAGGAGCUGGCACGGGCCUGUGGGGGACCUCUGCAGGAGCUCAGUGCCCUGCGAGCAGCUCAGAGCCUUAUACACUUCCAGCUGCGUCAUGGCAACGACCUGCUGGCCAUGGAUGCCAUCCAGGGCUGCGACGUUAACCUCAAAGAGCAGGGGCAGCUAGUGCGUCAGGAUGAGUUCAUGGUGCGUGCUGGGCGCCACAAGUCCCUGCGUCGUGUCUUCCUCUUUGAGGAGCUGCUGCUGUUCAGCAAGCCUCGCCGGGGGCCUGCAGGUGUUGACACAUUUACGUACAAGCGCUCCUUCAAGAUGGCUGACCUUGGCCUCACUGAGUGCUGUGGCAAUCACAACCUGCGCUUUGAGAUCUGGUUCCGCCGGCGCAAGGCCAGGGACACCUUUGUGCUUCAGGCCUCCGACCUGGCCACCAAGAAGGCCUGGACAGCUGACAUCUCACGCCUGCUCUGGAGACAGGCCGUCCACAAUAAGGAGGUGCGCAUGGCUGAGAUGCUGUCCAUGGGUGUGGGGAACAAGGCCUUGCGGGAUAUCGCCCCCAGUGAGGAAGCCAUCAGCAACCGCAGCAUCAACUAUGUCCUCAAGUGCCGAGAAGUUCGCUCUCGUGCCUCCAUUGCUGUAGCCCCGUUUGAUGACGACAGCCCCUAUAUGGGGGCCUCGAGCACCCUACCCGGAGAUCCUGCCUCCUGUUCUGUCCUGGGGCCCCUCAACCUGCACCUGUAUAGAGACCCAGCUCUUCAGAGCCCCCACUGGCCCCUGUAUCCCCCAAACUUCCCAGAGGAAGCACUGCUGGAAGCUGAAGCGGAGCUGGGCAGCCAGCCCUCCCUGACUCCUGAGGACUCGGAGGUCUCCUCACAGUGCCCAUCAGCCAGUGACUCCAGUGGCUCCGAUAGCAGCUGUGUGUCAGGGCAGACCCUGGGCAGGGGUCUUGAGGACUUAUCCUGUGUGAGUGCCACUUUGCCCUAA